GACGACGCUCGAUACGCUGACUUCGUGGAAGACGUUCAAGCUCACGACUGAGAAGCCAGCUGGCCAGUACGACCAGGCGGCUGCGCAUGCUGCCUUGUGCGCACUUGUCGCAUCGGGCGCGAAGGUCCCCGAUGCCACGUGCUUCUCCACUUGGAGGCGGGGCGCUGGACUUGCAGCGGAUCAGGCUGACUGGGCGACCUUCGCUGGCUAUAUGACAUUCCAGGCUGCGCAAUGGCACGCCACGCUGCACCGCCCACCGAUCACUGCUGGCGAGGGCGAACCUAGCGUCUCGCGGGUCAUCAUGGAGACGCUCGUGGUCAUCUUCAGGCAGCCAGCUAACGUCGGCGUGGGCGCGCUCACUGGCAUGCUUCAGAGCAUCGGUGGCUCCGCCACUGGACCGCCGCCACUGCUGACGGCGGCCGGCUGCGAAGCGUUCGCCACGGAAGUGGAGCGGCUAUGCCGGCUGGUAUUCAUCGCCGCGGUUCCCGACGCGGAGGUCGACAAGGUUGUAGGCGACAAGGAGGCGAUGCUUGACGUUCACGGCGAACAUCCUAGUCCUUUCCUGAAAGCUUUGAUGUUCUUGCCCACUGGCAUUGCAGUGCUCCACGCCGUGUCCACAGAAGGCGCGCGGAUCAAAUCCAAGGAAGUGCUUGCAGGGCAGCUCAAUGACAUCUGCGACAUUAUUGCUUCAAUGCAGUCGCCACUUCAGCUCGAGAAUGAGGGUGGCGCGGCUGGCGUCGGGUCAGUGGCCUUGCCGAAGGAGACAGCUGUUGCCGUGGAGACGGCCAUGGGCAAGUACGAUCAGCUGAUGAGCACGAUGACCGACAGGUUCAAGGAGCAACGCAAGCACGAUCUGGACCAGGUCUCAGCCAAGCUCGACGCGAUCGGGGCGGACUUCGAGACCGCCACGAAGGAGCGCAACGUGGCCUUGCUCAACCGGGCGCUGGUCGACGUGUCCAGUGUGGCUUCUCGCGCAGAGCUUGACCGCCCACUCCAGCUUCUCAGAGCCGUCGCCGAGGCGGAGGGACCUCGCUGCAACCACCUCGCCCCUGAUCGAGCAUCGCGCGUGAGUUCCGCGCACUCACGGACAGCGGAGGCCGCGCACGCAUGGGCGCCAGGGCUCGCCAUGCUCAUGAGCGACAACCAUGACAACCUCAAAUCGAGUGAGCUGCAGCAGUUCUAUGAUCAAGUCGUCAUGUCCAACGAGAACUGCCGCGUGCCAUUGGAGACGGCCCUCGGCGGGAACAUCGCCAACUGGCCACCCGCGGUGCUCAAGGCGAGGCUACUGCUGCAGUGUGCCUGCAGCGCAGCCUUGACUACCAGCCCAUUUGGAGUUCUUGCUGCUGCCUCGCGCAUGGAGGCGGGCACUGGCGACCUGGCCAAGGAGUGCGAGGCGGCCGCCACGAACCUGAGCGACGACGAGGAGUGGUCGCCACGAGUUCUCGCGCCCCUGGACGCGUUGAGCUGCAUCGCAUCCACCAUUUGCCGCUUCCGCCCUGCAUUCUCACCUGGUUGGAAACCGAGCACACAGGACCCAGCGAACCCCGCGGCGUUCCAGAAGCAUUCAGGCGACCACGUGUUACUUGCAAUCAAGAUGUGUUGGUUUUGCAAGGAGAGGCGUGCUGCGCAAUCUCUGGUGGACGCUACUGCCCUCAAUGAGGACGGCGAACCUGGAAGCGCGCUGUACCCCGCGUUCUGGCAGCACGUCGACGGCGACGAGGGUGGCGCGAGGGCCCGGCAG
Messenger RNA from Prorocentrum cordatum, 1741 nucleotides. The record is from the annotation of a GenBank genome assembly. Lineage: Eukaryota; Dinophyceae; Prorocentrales; Prorocentraceae.